Cyphomyrmex costatus is the source of this 4462-nucleotide messenger RNA. RefSeq lists its product as uncharacterized. Bases 220 to 4413 code for a protein of 1397 amino acids. The record is from RefSeq and is a predicted model, not a curated record. NCBI's taxonomy places the organism in Eukaryota, Metazoa, Arthropoda, Insecta, Hymenoptera, Formicidae. The transcript is spliced from 4 exons.
GCUGGGUGAUCGCAGUGUUGUAGGCGAGUGUGAUUCGUAAAUAGUUUGGUGAUUAAAUUGCGUUCCAUGUGAAACGAUAUAUUGUACUCUUGCGAGAACAUGCAAUCGCAGGCAUGUGCAAUUAGUGAUUUUGAAAUCAACAUAAAUUAUAACUGUUAAUUUCCUUCCUGGUCAAUAGUUCAACACGUUUACAUUCAGGUACGAAGGAAGCAUCUUGAUAUGGCUCGAGUUCAACUAUAUGAAAGAGAUGUGAGCGCUGUACUCAUGUCUACAAAUCUACUUGAUAUAGAUAUCCAAAAUGGGAUGAAGAUUAAGGAAGAACCUAUUGAUACACCAUCGAAUUCUGAUACAAACGAAGAUGAUACUAUAGUUAAAAAUCAUUUUAGUUUAAUUGAUCAUGAUUAUCAUCAUUAUUGGGACAAAUCAUUAUCUAACAAUGAUAAUUCAUGUCAAAGCAUGAAUGACACAAAAAACAGACAUUCAUCGAAUGGUCAUGAUGCAUAUUCAAACGACGUAACUAAUACUGUUAAUACAGAUCGUAAAAAUGUAAAAACAAAGAAAGAAAUAGAUAAUAUCUCAUCACGUUUUAAAAAACGAAAAUAUUCUAAUGAAAUUUUUAGCAAUGAAGACACUAGUGCAUUAUGUUCAGUAACCGAAAAUGUUACAGCAGAAAAAAAACAAAGCAUUACAUUACAUUGUAAGACAAAAAUACCACAUAAGAAAAAAUUAAAAAAGGAAGAAUUUCCAUGUGACAUAUGUUUUAGAAAAUUUCCCUGUCUUCAACAUCAGAAACUACAUAAACAAUAUUACGAACUUGAUAAAAGUAAUAAGUGCAGGGCUUGUAAUAAAUAUUUCGUAGCUAGUGAUGAAUCAAAGUCUUGUAUGUGCUAUAUUAACAUACGUGGACAGUUAUCUUCAUACAGUUGUAAUUUUUGUAAUCGUAUUUUUAAGAAUAAAUUGCUUUUACAAUCCCACUUAUUUCACGGACAUAAUGAUUUAAUAUGUGUUAAUGACACUUUUAAACAUGAAACUUUCAAAUUCGAGAUUAUUAGCGCAAGUACAUCUCUUAAAGAUAAUAUUUUAAAAACUAAUGCAAAUGAAUCAUUAUGUUCAAAUUUUGUUCAAUCAAAAAACAUGAGUACUUCAACAGUACUUACAAAUGAUAUAAAUAAAUCUCGUGAUGGUAAUGUAAUGAAUGCUGAAGAAUCAAGAACUGCAAAAUUAUUCAAUAAUGAAAUAUCGCAAAUUAAAAGGUUACGGCAACCAACAUUAACGGAAUAUCUUGAUCUUUGCAAAAAGAAACACGAUAUUAAAUUUAAUCCAAAUAAAUUAAAUAUUAUGGAAGAUGAUUUUCCUACGUGCGCUUUGCAUCAUGAUGAUCAAAUAGAAAAACUUUCAGAAGAACAAAUUGGACAAUGUAAUUCCUCAUCUACACAAUUAGAUAGUUUUUCAAAACAAACGGUAUAUUCUAUUCAGAAACAAAGUACGAAACAUGAAACGCAUAAAAAGCCAUUUGUAAAACUACAUGCGGAUGUUGAAAUGAUGAAGUCUUUUCUGGACAAUCUUUCUGAUGCGACUAUCGAAGAUAAAAUAACUGAAGAUAAAACAAGUAAUAUUAUUUCAUAUGAUCGUGGAAUACCUUACUGUUUACGAUCUUUAAAUGGAGCCUCUUCUAUGGAAGCAAGUUCUAAUUUAAGAAUAAGGAAAAGCAAAAGAGUAUCUGAAAAGUUCCGAUUUGAUACAGAAUUUAAUAUUAACAGGAAAGAAAAUGUAAAUGAUUUAGAAAAGGUAACUUCUAAAGUGGAUUGGAAAAUUAUUAUGGCUCAGUUUAAAUGCAAGAAGUGUACAAUAUCUUUAACAAGAUGUGAUGAACAACCAAGAAAUUCUCAUCAAAUUUCUGCUUUUGAAGCUAUGAAAAACACUUGUCUUACUCCUGAAUGCAACGUUCAAGAAAAUGAUGUACAAAAUGAAGUGAAGCUAAAAAAUGUUGAGAUUUCUUUGGAACGUUUAACAGUUCCAACUGUAAAUAUAAAAGAAAAAACAUCAAAUGUCGAGGAACACAAUGACAAUGAUUUUUUGUGUAAAGUUUGUGACGAGAGAUUCCCUUCAAAAUUGGCCAAACGUAUACAUAUUAAAUCGUCUCAUAUAGCAUACAUGUCAAGCAUAUGUGGUGCACGUUAUACGCUGAAGCAUAAAUUACUUCAGCAUUAUCUACACAAACAUGUUUCUAAACAUAACCAAUGUUGUGUUUGUUAUAUGUUAUUACCUGAUUAUAAAGCGUUGAAGCAACACUUAAAUGGUCAUUGUCUGAAGUAUAUUCAACGACAGGACGAUCAAUAUUUAUUAGAUAUUGAAUUAGAAUGUAAUCUGACCAAAAAAUCUAAAGAUUUUCAUUGUGACGAGACAUUCUUGUCGCGAACAUCUUUAAAGAAACAUCAAAGUCGUACGGUACAAGAAGAAAAUCAACAAAAUUCCAUGGAAGAAGAUCAUUCAUAUUCGAAGGAUAUUUUUGAAAUAAAAACUGAGAAGACAGAUGAAAAUACACUUAUAUGUGAUGAAGUAAUUAAUUCAGAUGAUUCGUGUAAUCCGUUACAUAACGAUUAUGUAAAAAAAACGAAUGAACAUCAAAUAUCACUUCAUAGUGAAAAAGAACCGAAAAUUAAUGAAGUUAAUGGAAACAUUCUUGUUAAUAAUAACUUAAUUAAGGAGGAAAUCAAAACUGUUAACGAAUCACAACACUCUGAAAAACUUUUAAAAAAUGAUUCCAUAAAAAGUAAUCAAGAUGUCACGAAUAAGCAAAUGAGUGACAUUACAACAAAAAUUGUCAAUUUUCCUUGCGAUAUAUGUGGAAAGCAAUUUCAAACUUCCAAGAAUUUGGAGAUACAUAUACGCAGUUUUAGUGUUACCUCAGAUGUUUGUCCAUUGUGUGGCACUGGAUUUAGUUCUAAACGAUUUUUGCAAACACAUAUCACUGCAGCGCACGUACCAUAUAUUUCACAAACUUACAAUUUCCAUUGCGUAUUCUGUAACCAAGGUUUUUCUAAAAAAUAUGAUCUUCGGUCUCAUAUAUUACACUUACAUGGUCAACAAGUACUCAAUUCGCUCACGCGCGAUUCUAAUAAAAAUCAAGAGAAAUCUAACGAAUCAAUUACCCAUACCGCAAUAUGUAAUGUUUGUAAUUUGGUAUUUGAAACUCAUGAUCGCUACGUUGAGCAUCGAAUGUACUAUUACAAAAAACAUAUAUUCACAUGUUCAUUCUGUGAACAAAACUUUCAAGGAAUGUACAUGUUUCAUCAUCAUAAUAAACUUAAACAUUGUCCAGCGGAUAAACGCAAGUCGUACAAUUACAUCUGCGACAUAUGUCAUGAGGGAUUCAAUCAUGAGUCACAUUUUUAUUCACACAAUAUGCAUGUGCAUUCGAAUGAAGUGAAUUUAGUUGAGACUGCUGAAGAAUCUGAAGAUAUCAACAACAGAAGCCUGGAUUAUUCAUUCAACGUCCCAAAACAGAUUAGAAAUUGUUCUACAGAUCAAGGAAAACAAAAUGAACACUUGUCCAAUAAGUAUACUUGUCAAAUUUGUCAAAUAAAAUGUAAAAACAUGGAUCAUUUCAUAAAACACAAAGAAUUUUAUUCUAAUGAUGGCGAUUUUAAAUGUGACAAGUGUAAUAGACGAUGCAGAGCACUUGAUUUUCUUAAUCAACAUAAGAAAUUAACUCACUCUUGUUGGGAUGUUGAUAACGGACAUUUAUGUCAAAUUUGUGGCGAAAUUCUAGAAACUGCUAUUUCGUUUAUUUUACCAACUAGUCCCUUACCAACAUUAAAACGUGUUAUGCCAAAAUCUGGGAAAAGCAAUGAAAUUACAAAUCAGAAAUCUGAAUCAGUGAACAGUCAUGUCAUUGAUCAUAGUUACUCAUGCCCAUUAUGUCCGCUACAAUACCCAUCUUUGGUGUUCUUCCAUGCACAUCUCAAAUAUGCUCAUGCAGACUCCAUCGUUUCCAUUCGAACUGAUGAAUUACGAACUAAUGAACCUGUCCCACAGGUGAAUGAAUCUCAGAAAAUCUCUAUAAUAAAAUGUUUAUUGUGUCCAUGUACUUUCCCUAAUGAGACUAAGUAUAAGUGGCACUUGAGAAACUCUCAUACAUAUUAUAUAUAUAUCCCAAACUCACAGCAGACAAAAGUUAACAACGUAUGUAUUCCUCCAACACCGAUAAACAUUAACAAAAAAGGCACGGUUCUUGAAACAAUUACUAUAGAUGAUGGUGGUAAUGUUAAGAAUACAUCAAAUGAAGGAGCAGCCGAAGUUACAACACUUAAUUACAAAGAACAGAAUGAUAAAAUUGGUAAAUUAAGAGUGAAACCUCUUGCAAAACUCAUUGAAAAUUUACCUAUGGAUUCUGCAUCAAAAUUCGUAUAGAUUGAACAAAUCAUUUUUAUAUCAUAUUUGCCAUUAAAAUACAGUUAAA